AUGGAGCCCCAAACCGAGGCGUCAUCGCCUAUCGCUCACCUGGGCCAAUCCCCCCUCACGGAGAUCGGCCAAUGCCUCGAUCCCAUCGAAACUCGACUCCAGUGGGCCAAGCAGGCCGUCGACGCAGGCCACGACGUCAACGAGCUCGACCUGAACACGGAUUGGCGCCGAAACAAGGGUCGUCCAUUGCACUCUGCCCUGGAACACCCGGGACGGAUGGACGAGAUGACGGCGCACGACCGCGGCCGCAACGAGAGUCUGGACCUGGUCAAGUUUCUUUUGGAACGCGGAGCUGAUCCUCGGCUGCGAGACUGCAGGGGCAAGGAAACAGCCAUGGACAGGGCCCGCUGCGUGCUAGGCAGUCCCGUGGGCGACGUGGAGAGGUCCUUUGUUGAGGAGGCCGUGCGCCUGAUGGAAGAAGCGGCGCAAAAGAUGGAGCAGAAGGAGACGACGAGCAAGGGGUUUCUUGGCGAUCUUAAAGGGUUGUUGGGUCUCGGAGGACAAAAGAGGGAGACCGAAUGUCUCUUUUGCCGAGAAGAAAAGUCACACAAUUGGCACUACAACGUCUACGUCGGGACCACGAGGGAACAUCGGAUGCUCGAGGAAACAGACAACAUUAGGAAACCCCAGCCGGAGUAA
Molecule: messenger RNA, 639 nt
Organism: Verticillium alfalfae VaMs.102
Lineage: Eukaryota; Fungi; Ascomycota; Sordariomycetes; Glomerellales; Plectosphaerellaceae
Exons: 2
Coding region: 1-639 (212 amino acids)
Source: RefSeq, a predicted model, not a curated record